Penicillium samsonianum is the source of this 2175-nucleotide messenger RNA. RefSeq names its product DUF2457 domain-containing protein. The record is from RefSeq and is a predicted model, not a curated record. The transcript has a single exon. Lineage: Eukaryota; Fungi; Ascomycota; Eurotiomycetes; Eurotiales; Aspergillaceae. Bases 1 to 2175 code for a protein of 724 amino acids.
AUGCUCAUCUCGCCCAACUCGUCCAGUAAGCCCGCCCACGGCGAGGCCGACUUGGCCGAAGACGUCGAUGAACCCCCUGAACACGUCAUGCACGCCACCUCGAUGAACUCUGAUCAGAUCGUGCUUGCUCGGCCAACGGUGACCCGCAAGGAAUCACUGCUCACGCGCGCGUUGAAGAGCAGCCCGGAGAUGUCCCCAACCGAUCCACACGCCCCCCACUACGACUCCUAUAUGUACCGAUCCUACCCUCAUAGCAACAUCAGUGGCGUCUCGACCGCCGAAUUGACCAGCGACGGCGGCCUCACAAGUCCAUCCUUGUCUAAUACUCCCAGCCCACCUUUACCACAGAUGAUGAAAAAUGCCGCAUUGAUGGGGAAGAAGAAUUUGACCCCUAAAGUGAAGGUCGCUGAUACCAGUGAAACUUCCGUCGAGGCCAACCUUGGCCGCAAACGAUGCAUUAGCUUUGCAUGUGGUCGUAAGACUGAUGACAAGAAUGAGCUGGGAUCUCCCGUCUCACCCUCCGGGUCACAAGUGCUCCCACCCAAAGCCCAAACACCGAAGGAGCUUCCCACGGAGGAAGUCUCGAUUCAACCCCUCAAGCGCAAAACCACACUUACUUUUGCGUGCCCUGGACGGGAGACUGUUUGCCAGAGAGAACGAUCUCCGGCGCGCAAGACCUCCAUCCGGCCGCGAUGCCGUGGCUCCCCUGCACCUGCAGUUCGCAGAGCCUCUCCCAUUUCGAAGGAAACCCCCAAGGAGAUUCCCAAUGAUGAGGCUGUCUCUGCGUCUACAGACCGCAAGGGUGUCCCGACCAGUGGACUGGGCAAGUUCGAGGAAUCCGAAGCUACCCGGUUCCACGAGUUUGCUAGCUCUAUGGACGAAGACGAUGAAUGGGUGAACAGGGAGGCCGACUAUACGCAAAAAAUCACUUUGAACGACUGUAUGAAGAAAGAAAUGGCCAUCCGACGGCUCGGUGAACAGGCAGAGGAAGAGGCUUUGGAGGAGGAAGAGGAUAUGGACGACCUUCCGGACGACGACGAGACUGUGCACGACUUCUCUUCAGACGACGGUAAUGAAUCGGACAACGAGGCUGGCUUCGCAGAGUCGGAUGAGAGCGACGAUGAUGGCUCCGACGUCGAGUUCUGGGGAUCAUCACACCGUGUCCCAGAACCCUCCAGCCAAACCAUCGAUGCACGCCCCUCGACCAUAGAACGCCGGGCCUCGAACACAUCUUUCGACUCCAUGACGGACGACCACUCGAACUGGCUUCCAGCCCCCGUACAAAGGAUCAGUAGCCGUCGCGCUUCGAAGACCUCUCAUAGCAUCCGGAUUCGUCCGAGGACCCCGAACCUUCCUGAUAGUACCGACUUUGUUUGUGGAACUCUCGACGAGGAUCGUCCCCUCGAACUCGCCUAUAAAACUUGUCUCGAAGAACGGCGCCGCCUAAAAGAAGUUGUCAUCCCGCAAGAUAUCGACCCCAGCUUCCCUACCAGCGAUCCGGAGGACAAUGAAGACCUCGAACCAUCCGAAGAAGAGCUUUCCAGUGUGCCCUCCAUCACAGGUCGCCGUGAUGAAGCUACCCGAGGACGGCCAGAGGGCGAGGCCCGCAAGCACUCCCCCCGUCGUUCUCCCAGGCGUUUGAUGUCCCCACCACCCCGUCGCGCUGGCCGUAUCUCUCCCAAGCGUCUCAAGUCCCCACCCCCACCCAUGAGAACGAAGUCGCCCACCCCAGCCACGUGGGAACUCACCGAUGAUAUGCCCAUCGUCGAGUCUCUCGGAGGUGUCAACAUCAGCCACCUGGUUCAGCGCCGGCCUCUCGUCCGUACCAAGUCACUCCCCCGCGUCCCCAACCCUUUCUUCACCGGCCUGGACAAGGAUCACCGUUGGCAAGGUAUCCCGCCAUUCUCUGAGUCGCCAGAGCACGAACACUCACGUACCCGUGAGCUACACACUCGUGGCCCAGUCGACAUUGUCGAAGGGCUCGAGAAGAAGCGCCAGAAACGCAAAGAAAAGUUCUGGCGUCAACACUGCCGCAAAGCUGCCAAAGAGCAGUUAGGCAAACGGCCUGUUCCAGGCCAUGGAGCCGAACGGAUGAAGGAGCUUGGCCUCGAAGUUGCUGAGAGGUGCAGAGCUUACGGCGUCGGUCAAGACGCCCAGCUCGUCCUAUCCGUUUAG